AUGCCAUUCGGGGAGCUGAGAAGCGCGUCGGGAAGAAGCGGCGGCGGCGGCGGCUGCAACAGGUGCGGCCGCUGUUGCAAGAAACGCGAGGUCGAAGCGCUGCGCUGCCUGUGCGGGCUGGGUUUCCUGGGGAUGUUCCUUUUGGCUCUGCCGGUGCUGUACUUGAUACGAGCCAAGGCUGUCGAAAAAGCCGAGGAGAUCCCGAUGGAAAGGAUGCCCGCUGCCCAAAAACAGCAUGGGAAUCCACUUUGCAACAACUCUGAUGCCACAAUCCGGCCGAGCGUUCAUGCACGAGUCAAUUCUAACAUCUCUCGGAGCAAAUGCGUGAAUGGGAAUCCGGUUGCUUCAAACCUCCUUUGGGACAUUCAGUCCAAAGAAGGGAAGUUCCGACUGGAUGAGGAAAACGUUUCUUUCAUCAUCCCCAAAGACGGAAGAUAUUUUGUUUACACCCAAGUGACAUUUUCCUGCUCGAGGUGCCAUUGCGGAGGAAACAGUUGCUGCGGGAUGAAAACCAGGGGCCCCAAAAAUGUGUGGCUGGAGGUUAAGUACGAAACUUUAGAGUAUUCCGCACCUAAACCGACAGUCUUUCUUAUGUCCACGAGUUCCAUCGAGACCCAAUCGCACAGAUGCCUUUACGUGGCAGGGGUCAGGUUAUUCAAGAAAGACGACAAGGUGAUGGUGAAUGUUUCCAACCCUGCCUUGGUAGAGCCAGAAACGCAUUUCACUUUUUUUGGCGCGUAUUUCGUUGGCUAAAGACGGAGAAGAAUCCAUCAACUGCCUAGCAUUAGCGUCAGGGUUGAAUGGGAGUCGGUGGGUGGGUUUUUGCUAAAGCUAGGCACCGUUGGAAACAAAGCGGAAAAAAAAAUAUUGAAAAGAAACUCAGGGCUAAGAUGGCUUCCCCAAACGUCCCCGUCUCGCCGGAGAUCUCCCUUGCUUCUGCUUCCGAAGGAGAGCAGAGAAAAGUUGAGAGGUCCAUACGGGUAGUCCUCGACUUACAACAAGUGUGUUUAGCAACCGCGUUCAAAGUUACAACGGCACUGGGGGUGGGGGGGAAGUGUCUUAUGGGUCCAUUUUUCACACUUAUACAACCAGUGUGGCAUCCCUAUGGCCGUGCAAUCAAAAUUCAGACUCUCGACAACGGAUUCAUGUUUUGAAACAGUGGCGGUGUCCUGGGGUCGCGCGAUUCCCUUUUGGUUGACCUGGCCUUCCGAGGUCGGUGAAACGAGGACCCAGAUUGUUGGGGUGGGCAAUAGGAUGACUCUGUAAACCGCUUAGAGGGGACUGUAAAGCUUCCUUCCUUCCUUCCUGUGAAGCAGUAUAUAAUUCUAAGUGUUAUUGCUAUUGCUCUUCUUUUUCUCCUUCCUUCCUUCCUUCCUUCCUUCCUUCCUUCCUUCCUUCCUUCCCUGCCUGCCUGCCUGCCUGCCUGCCUGCCUGCCUGUGAAGCGGUAUAUAAGUCUAAGUGCUAUUGCUCUUGGUUUUCCCCUUCCUUCCUUCCUUCCUUCCUUCCUUCCUUCCUUCCUUCCUUCCUUCCUUCCUUCCUUCCUUCCUGUGAAGUAGUAUAUAAGGAGCCUGGUGGUGCAGUGGACUAAACUACUGUUUAGUAGUAUUUAGCUGCCAGCUGCCUGCAAUUACUACGAGUUCAAUUUUCACCAGGCUCAAGGUUGACUCAGCCUUCCAUCCUUCCGAGGUAGGUAAAAUGAGGACCCGGUUUGUGGGGGCAAUAAGCUGACUUUGUAUAAAAUAGAACACCGCUUGGGGGGGCCAAAAAGCUCUACUAAGCAGGUAUAUACAAAAGUAUGAAGGCUAUUGCUUAAAAGCAUUGUAAGCCGCCCUGAGUCUCCAGAGAAGGGCGGCAUAUAAAUCAAACUAAUAAAUAAUAAUAAUAAUAUAAGUCUAAGUGCUAUUGCUAUUACUCUUCCUUUUCCUUCCUUCCUCCCUCCCUUCCAAGUGGUAUAUAAAUCUAAGGGCUAUUUUGCGACCUUCGGACAAGCAAAGUCAAUGGGGAAUCCAGAGUGCUACUAACUAAACAACCGUGGUUGAUUCACUUAACAACGGUGGCAAGAAAGAUGGAGAAAUGGGGCCGAAAUUCACCUAACCGCCAUCUUGGCUUAGCGACAGAAACGUUGGGCUCAACUGUGGUCGUAAGUCGAGGACUACCUGUGUUUUUAUAGAAAAGGAAGCUUCUUCAAUUUGGCUUCCUCACCCCAGAGCACAUGUGUAUGUCAUGUCAAUGCGAGCAUAGUGUUAGAAAGUUUGUCCGGUCCAUGGUGCUUGGAAUUCCAAUUUUUUUUACAAUUUACAAAUUCCUAGUAAACAUUGGAAUUUAAGAGGGACCACUAGAAAUGCAACUCGGACUGACCUCAAGGAGAGAUCCUUGAGCACAGCUGGUGGACAGAUUUCAUGGCGCUCCUUAUUUGCAGAAGGACCUGGAGUGACAUGAUAGCAGUCUUCCAAUAUCUCAGGGGCUGCCCCAAAGAAGAGGGAGUCAAGCUAUUCUCCAAAGCCCCUGAGGGCAGGACAAGAAGCGAUGGGUGGAAACUCAUCAAGGAGAGAAGCAACCUAGAACCAAGGAGGAAUUUCCUGACAGUGAGGAAGAAUUAACCAGUGGAACAAGUUGCCUCCAGAAGUUGCGAAUGCUCCAACACUGGAAGUUUUUAAGAAGAGGCUGGAUAAUCACUUGUCUGAAGUGGUGUAGGGUUUCCUGUCUAAGCAGGGGGCUGGACUAGAAGACCUCCAAGGUCCCUUCUGUUAUUCUAAAUUUUAUUUACCACAAAGAUUUGCUUCUUAGGAAGCCCCCAAAACCUGCUUUGAUCUCCCCCCCAUUGUGUCUAAAUUUGGGAGUCCUGUGGAUAAAUGUUAUGCUUAUUAUACUUUCGAAGGGGGUGCUAACUAUACAAUCUCUUACUUUUUCCUCAAUGUUUUCCUCAAGUCCUACAAUUGUGCAGAUCUUUUCGCUAAAUGCAUCAUUUUUAAUUUACUAUUUUUUGCUUGACAAUGAGACGCCUUAACCCAGAAUUACCACCUUGUGAAGUACAAAAUGGUUUUUGCUUUGAUUGUUUUUGCUUUUUGUUGUCUAUUGUUGACCAAGUUAGGGGACACAUUACCGUGGACUAUGUGCCUUCAAAUCAGAAUCCUAUCUAGAAAGAGUGCAGAGAAGAGCAAUAAAGAUGAUUAGGGGACUGGAGGUUAAAACAUAUGAAGAACAGUUGCAGGAACUGGGUAUGUCUAGUUUAAUGAAAAGGAGGACCAGGGGAGACAGGAUAGCAAUCUUCCAAUAUCUCAGGGGCUGCCCCAAAGAAGAGGGAGUCAAGCUAUUCUCCAAAGCACCUGAGGGCAGGACAAGAAGCGAAGGGUGGAAACUCAUCAAGGAGAGAAGCAACUUAGAACGAAGGAGAAAUUUCUUGACAGUUAACCAGUGGAAUAACUUGCCACCAGAAGUUGUGAAU
Molecule: messenger RNA, 3446 nt
Organism: Pantherophis guttatus
Lineage: Eukaryota; Metazoa; Chordata; Lepidosauria; Squamata; Colubridae
Gene: TNFSF15
Product: TNF superfamily member 15
Biological process (GO): immune response
Cellular component (GO): membrane
Molecular function (GO): tumor necrosis factor receptor binding
Source: RefSeq, a predicted model, not a curated record